AUGAACACUGUAGCUCCAAAUUUACUGAGCGUUGUGAUCUAUGCUUCUAAUGCCCACAAGGUCUGGGAAGAUCUUCGUGAGAGAUUUGAUAAAGUGAAUGCUGCUAUAUCAUUUUAUCUUCACAAGGAGAUUGCAAAACUAACUCAAAAAUUGCUAACCGUAUCUCAAUAUUUCUCAAAACUUAGAGAGUUAUGGGAUGAGUAUGAAGCCUUAGAUCCUCCUCCUUCAUGUGGAUGUCUUGAAUCCAAGCAGCAUGCAGAACAUUACCAACUACAGAAAUUGUAUCAGUUUUUGACUGGUCUAAAUGACUCUUUUGAUAAUGCUAAAGAUCAGAUCCUUAUGAUUCGACCACUUCCAAAUGUCAACCAGACCUAUGCUAUGGUAGUUAAUGUUGAGAGUCAAAUUAGAAACAAUACAGCUCUAAGUGUUGGCAUUGGUGAUUCAGCAGCACUGAUGAGCAAGGCUAACUCUAGGAAUGGAAAUAGUAGUAUCAAACCUAGAAAUAGUCUUGGGAGGCCUACACUACAAUGUGACUACUGUCACUUGAAAGGUCAUACCAAGGACACUUGCUAUAAGCUCCAUGGAUACCCUGCUAAUUUCAAGGCCAAGAAAAGAGGCUAUUCAGGUCCUCAGGUUAACAAUGCAUUUACUGCUAGAGGAUUUCAACCUUCUGAUCUUCCUCAACCUACUCCACAACCUACUCCUCAAUUUUUCUCCCCUGAUCCAGUGUUUACUCAAGAACAAUAUGAUCAGAUCCUGCAUAUGUUGAACAAAGUAAAACAGGUAGAAUUAGUGGCAAAUGCAGCAACUAUGAACAACACAUGUACUAUAAAAGCCUUCAUGUCUCAUCUAGUUAAUGGUAACUGGAUAGUAGACACAGGGGCCUCCAAUCAUAUGGUACAUAAUUCAAAGUUACUAAGUGAAAUCAAGGAUCUCACUAGUAUAGACCAUAACAAGGUUCAUCUUCCUAAUAGUGAGCAGAUUGCUAUUAGUCACACUGGAGCGUCCAGAAUCUUCAAAACUAAAUCAUUACAAAAUGAUCUCUUGAGUAGGAAGCCAGAUAUCCCUGAAGACUCAGUGCAACUGCAGAAUGCAAAGCAAAGUACCAAUCUAGCAUCUUCUGUAAAUACUAGCUCUAGUUCUAGUAACAAUAAGGCAGUCCAUGCUAAGUCUACUGAGAAUUGUAUUGUGUAUUUGUGGAACAAGAGACUAGGACAUGCACCUCUGAAAGUUCUACAAAACAUUUCUUGUUCUACUCUUCCUUUUGAACUUGUGCAUGCUGAUGUCUGGGGCCCAUACAGGGUUCCAACUAAUGAUGUUCUGACUCAAUUUGAUAACAAGGUUAAGUGUCUCAGGUCUGACAAUGGUACUGAGUUCUUCAAUGAGAAGGGAGCAUCUCCCUUUGAGAAACUCUAUAACAAGGUUCCAUCUCUCCAGCAUUUGAGGGUCUUUGGUAGUCUGUGCUAUGCCACUUCUACUAGCAAAGCAGAUAAAUUUAGCCCCAGGGUUGUUCCUACUGUUCAUCUUGGCUACUAUUCUGUGCGAAAGGGAUACAUUUUAUAUGGUCUUCACUCAAAACUAUUCUUUGCUGAUUGCUCUUCACUUCAGUGCAUUCAUCCUCGUAGAACUCCUAGAAUUGAGUCCCCUUCUUCUGGUUCUAGUCAAUCAGUUGAUCCUACUCACCUAGUUUCUGAUCUUCAUCCACAGUCCAGUCCUUCUCCUAUUCCACCUCCUAUUAGGAAAUCCUCUAGGACCUCUGUUCCUCCUAUAUGGUUAAAAGACUAUGUUGUACCCUCUAAAGGAGCAGUCUGCAAUUAUUCCAUUUCCCUGUAUGUUUGUUAUGACAAGCUAUCUCCUGCCUAUCAGGCUUGUAUUGCUGCAUACUCAGUUGUGUCUGAGCCUACCUCCUAUGUUGAGGCCAGUACUGAUCCUAAGUGGAUAGAAGCCAUGCAAGCUGAGAUUGCUGCCCUUGAGGAGAAUCAGACCUGGUCCAUUGUUGACGUGCCUCCUGGCAAGGCUCCUAUUGGUUGCAAGUGGGUUUUCAAGGUCAAAACAAAUCCACUGGGAGGUGGAAAGGUAUAA
Molecule: messenger RNA, 2082 nt
Organism: Nicotiana attenuata
Lineage: Eukaryota; Viridiplantae; Streptophyta; Magnoliopsida; Solanales; Solanaceae
Exons: 7
Coding region: 1-2082 (693 amino acids)
Source: RefSeq, a predicted model, not a curated record